CACUGGCUAGCUAGCUUAGCUUAGUUAGCCUUAGCUCAUAGACAAACAAAACUGAAAUCAUCAAGCUCCUGACCUGAGUUAAUGCACAACACGACAUUGUUGGAAAGUAUUUAUUUAUUAUGUUUACAAGCUUUGACAAAAUUAAACAAAUGAGAUAUCAUUUCAAAUAGAUCUCAUUAGCUAAUUUUGUUAGCCUUUCUUGAAAAGUCUUUCUAUACUAUAUUAAGAGGAGCUAACUAAUCCUGAAAUAGUUUCAUUUCAACAGCAAAGAUAAUUAACAUUUUUUACAAAAUGUCUAAUAUUUCGUUUUUAUAUCAGUGGUAUGUGAUUUGGUAAAACUGGUAAAAAUAAGUGGUGGAACUGGAGCCAAAGCUAAUCCAGCAGCUAGUUAGCUUAGCUUAGUUAGCAUUAGUAUAAACAGCCAGUAUAAACAACAAUAAUUAGGCAGGAAUUGUGAAAUAAUUAAUUGUUUUUUUUCAUAAAAUAUGCAGCAUUCCUUUCUGAUGUCCAUGUGUAGAGAACCUGAGGCGAAGCUGACAGAGGUCUGAAUCAUGUCCCACGUGGCCAGGCUGGUCGCAGAGCCUCGGACAUGGCCCAUCGCUCCGGACGGAUACAUCCCCAACUCUGUGAUCAGGAGCUUGAUGCAGAAAGAAAAACAGCUUCACCAGCCAGGCAGCUGCCUUCAUCCGCUACAUGGAUGCACCAGAAAUGAUGAAGGAGAUGACAGCACAAGGGCUUUCUGGUUCGCUGAUGAUGAGGAGAAGGAAGAAGAGAUGGACGUGGUGAACUCAAAGAAGAGUAAAAGGGAAGAUGAAAAAAAUGACGAAAAGGUGGAUAAAGCAAAUAAAAGAGAGUAUGAAAGGAAAGCGAAUGAAGAUGACAGUAAGGAAAAGAUGAGGGUACUUAAAGCAGGAAGCGAGCAGCAGGCGGAGGAGAGGAAGGAGAGCAUCGUUUUCCAGACAGAAAGGCUGAGGAAACAUCUGGAAACCUCUGGUGGACUCAACGCUCUGCCUCCCGACACAGAGCUCCACUCAACAGGCAGUUUGAACACCAGAAGCUUCCUACCAGCUGAAGACGAGCAUGGACAUAAACCCCUGAGAGACCUGGAGGACAAUAUGGAGCCUUCUGAUACAAUCACACCUCCUCUUCAAUAUCUUUCCACACCCAUAAAACAUACGAUACCCAACAGAGAGAUGCUGAAGCUUCCAGCCAAACGUCAGGUGGUUUCUGCAGAUAUUGUCUCAAAGACAGAUUCUGACGUUGAAGGACCGCCUCCCCUCAAGGCUCCUCCCCCAAGUCCAGAGGCUCUUCAACCUGAACUUGAACACUCUUUGAUCAGAGAUCAGCUGUUCCUCCUGACCUCUGACAAAUAUGACAACAUCCAGGAAAAAACACCGCUGGCCCUUAAUCUAAAAGUCAUGGACCUCUAUAAGAAAUUAAAAGUUUUCAAAAAGAAGUCGUCGCAGAGGGGAAACCUUCCACACUCCUCCGUUCACACUGACAUCCUGUGGUUGCGUCUGAGAGGUGGACUUAGUUGCUCCUGGUCCACAGCUGAGGCGGACUCAGGAGGGCUGAGUGGACACGAGCCUCCUCAGAUACCAGAUAACGUCCUGAUGCCUGAGUGGAGGAAGAACCUGUACCAACUCAUCGCUCAGCACGGUUUCCGGUCUCAGCAGGCAGCUCAGGCGUUUGCUGCAGAGCAUUCGUUGAAAUCUUCUGGUGCAAAACGAGCUCCAGGACGCAUCGAGCAACUCCAGCCUGGCUCAGCAGCAGCUCAUCAGAGGGUGGUCCAAAGCAUGCGGAUGACAGACCCCACGGAGCCGGCUCCACCUUACUCCCAUCAUAUAAUCCCCAUGGACCCUCAGCUCAGCUUCUUCACCUCCCAACUCCAAGGGAAGACUGGCCAUGGACGGCUGGAGUCUGAGUGGAUGAGAGGAUCUGAGGAGGAAAAGAGGCUGAGAAUCACCAGAAAACCGAACUGUAGAUAAACAGGAAGCUGAUGUUCUUCCUCCCAGUCAGUCUGGAGCUUUUUCUGGACAACAUGUUGGGUUUCCAAACAUUGCUGUAAUAAAAAGAUAAUCCUCUAUCUUUAUUUGUUUUAUAGCAUUUCUGUUAAUAUACAUCAUAUAAAGCAGGACAGCCCUAUUCAUUCAGCUUCACUCGGAGCUUCUAGUUUAGCUUUAAUAUUCUAAUCAAACCUUUAAAUGUGUGACGGAACCUGAACCACAGAAAACAAGUCAAAUAGAUAAAAGACAAAGUCUGAAUGAUAAAUCGUUUAUCAGAGGAACAUUAAAUUAACAUUAAAUCUCUUUAGAGUCUCUUAUUUUUCCUUUUUCCAGCUCGCCAUCUGUCUCUGUCCUCUAAGUUGUCCUCAGAAGACAGGGCCUUGUCUUUCCUCACUUUUGAUUGGCUGUCUGGUGUGCCCGCCCCUUUUGAAGAUCUGGGAGCUCAGGAGUCAGUCUCUUUGUGAUUGUGGAUCCAGAUCCUGCUGUAGGUCCUGAUGACUGGUUAAAUUUUUAUUUUGGGUUAGGGCAGCCCCUUUUCCACCAGCUGGUCUAGAGCUGGAGCUUCCAGCCAACCUGAUCGGUUUUCCACAGAUGGAGCCAAGUCGGUGCUGCAUCAUCUAAAACGCCGCCUUGAGGAGAAGGAAGGAGGCGCUCAGGCAAAGAUUAACAUAGAGUUUACUGUCCUGCUCUGGUCCUUCCAAACCAGGGGAGUAUUUAAAAGGCUUUACUAGAAAAAAUAUCCUUUUUUUCUAGUCUCCAUUAUGGACACCAUGUCUCCAUCAUUGUUCUGCUGCUGUCCUCAUGUGUUUUCAGGCUUGGCAGCCAGUGAGAGGGAAACUUUCUCCUCGUCCUCCUCUCCAGGUGUUCCAGCAGCUCUGCAUCAGAGUCCUGUUUACCUGUUUCACAGCACAAAAAACUAGUCAAUAUAAACAUCACACAAACAAACGGUAAAUGGUCUUUAUGAAUGAAUGAAUGCUGAG
Melanotaenia boesemani (Boeseman's rainbowfish) is the source of this 2986-nucleotide messenger RNA. RefSeq lists its product as uncharacterized. The transcript is spliced from 4 exons. The record is from RefSeq and is a predicted model, not a curated record. Bases 552 to 1988 code for a protein of 478 amino acids. NCBI's taxonomy places the organism in Eukaryota, Metazoa, Chordata, Actinopteri, Atheriniformes, Melanotaeniidae.